Messenger RNA from Didymodactylos carnosus, 2694 nucleotides. NCBI's taxonomy places the organism in Eukaryota, Metazoa, Rotifera, Eurotatoria, Philodinida, Philodinidae. The record is from the annotation of a GenBank genome assembly.
AUGUCGUAUAACGCAGCGAGUAAAAUACUCGAUUCUUUAUCCGAAGACAAAUUAAAAAAUUUAACGAAAGAACUUCUAAAAGCGUUAGAACCAUAUUUGACAAAAGCAAUCAAUAGAGGAGUGUACGAUGAAAAUUUAAUUCCUACAUUAAUGCAAGUGGGUGGUAACGAUGUACUUUACAAUUCUGAAUUAUUGGGUAGAUUUCAUUACAUUAUUGACGAUACAUUUGGAGAUGCUGUGGAUAAAGAAAUUGAACAUUCAAUGUUAGGUGAUGCAAAAUUAAAAAGUAGUCAUAAUUAUAGACGUUCAACUUCCGAAACUCCGACAGCAACAACGGCUAAAAACGAUCCAAAACGUCCGAAUCGUCAAACAGUGAAUUCAAAGCAAGCUGUGGCGUUAGAAAAUGAAGGUGCAUCAACAAUCAGCCAUUCAAUUUAUCAAAGUCGUGAAUUUACUAAUUUUAAAAACGAAUCACUUCGACGACUAGGAACAACAGUAACUCAUCUUGUAGACAAUUUCGAUACUGAAUUUUCAAAUAAAAAUUCGGUAUCUGUUCUCAGUGAAAUAAUUGAACCAAGAGGUGGCACGUGUUCCGGAUAUAAUGCGAGUUAUGCAAGUGAUUCAGAAUCAUCGUUUGGAAAUGGUUCGGUUAAUCAUAACAGUUUCAUGUUUUUCGACGACAGUCAUUUGAGACUUGUAGCUGAAAAUUUAAAUAAAAGCAAAUCAGAGAAAGUUCGUCUUCGUGCAUUGCAUGAUUUAUUAAAUUAUGCUCCAAACGAAGUUAUAUCAAUAGACAAUUGGAAAUUGUUGUGCAAAGGGCUUAUCGCAGCUUUGGGAGAUUCAAAUCAAGAAAUUGCAACUGCUUGUUUAAUAUUACAUUCACGUGUAUUGGCAACAGCUCAUCCAAAUGUUGUCUGUGAAACACUAACAAACUUGGUGGAACAUCUUCUACAAUGGUUUCCAUCGCAAAAAGAAAUACUAUCGACAUCUGUUUUAGAUGUUUUAUCGUCUCAUAAUGAUUUGACCUUGAAACAGAUUCGCUUAUUAUUAGAGUUUUUACAAGAGACCACUAAAUAUUGGAUGCGACAUUCGGAAAGUUUUGUAGAACAUGUGGUUAAUGAAACAAUACGUUUAUUCUCAUUUGGUUCAAUACUUGAAAAUAAUCUCGGUGAAUUGACGCCAUUACAUUUUGUUUCAUUACUUGAUCCACAUGCAAACUGGUUUCGAACCUGGAUGCAUGCAUUCUAUAGUCGAAAUUAUGUAUUAAAAUCAUUGAAAAAUUCCAAAGCAUUUCUACGCAAUACAUUUCAAUCUGUUGUUAAUUAUGCCUAUUUGAAUCAGUUUGAAAAUAAUAAUUAUGGAAGUAGUGGAAUAAAAAAACGAUCGAUUGGUACAGCAUCACCAGAAGGUAGUACAUCAACAUUAACCUAUCCAGCAUUAGCUUCAUUACAAAGCAAUAAUCCAAUGACACAUUCAUUUAUAUCAACAAUAUCCUAUUCUACUACAUCACCACCAAAUCUUUAUAGUCGUUCUGAAAUUGAAAAUUGUCAUUUUUUACAUUCAUUAAGUAUACUUGAACAUAUUGUAUGUUUAAGACAAGGUCGAGAUUUACUAUUUCCAAUUCAAUAUGAUCAAUCAAAAGAAGUUAGUGUCAAAGAAUUAAUUCGAGUUAUUAUUCAAAUAAUGUUUUCAACUAGUGGUUAUUCGUCUUUUGAAAAAUCACCAUCAUCUUUAUGUUGUUCGGUAUUAAAACGUUUAUGUAUGGAAUCUGAUACAUGUCAAAUGUAUAUUUGUACAGAUGAUCUAUUUGAAUAUUUAUUAAGACCAAUUAAACAAUUUUUAAGUUCAAAAAAAGUUUUUAUGGAAUAUAUGCAAACACAAGCAAUUACAAGUGAAAAUGGUUUAUUAAAAUUAGCUGAAUUAUUUUCUGCUAUAGCAUCAAAUGAUUAUGGUUAUCAUUAUUUAUUAAGAGGAAAACAUACAACAUCAAUUGUUCAUGAAGAUUUAUUAAAUCAACCAAAUACUCCAGCAUUAUUAAUUGUUCAAUAUGUUAAACGUAUUUUAACACAAUAUUCACUAUCAAAAUCAUCUCAACAAACACCUGAACCUUUAACAACAAAUAUCUACAAUUUAAUUAGUGAUUAUGUAUAUGUUUGCCGACUUAUUUAUUCAAGAUCAUCGGGUCUUUUAGCGAUAAAACGAGCAAAUUUACAUCGAACAUUGGCUGAUACAUUUAAAAACGAGGUUGAUAAAGAACAAGAUAAAACAAUUUCUCCACAAUUGCGUACUAGUCAUUCAGCUGAUUCGGAACGAAGUGUAUAUAGACUACAUGGUACAUGGAAAGAGACACUUCGAGAUAAUCUAUUGUUAUAUUCUGCAACGCCAAAAGGUGUUUAUUUAUUGACACAAACGGGUUUAUUAGGUGAAUGUAUAAGCUAUCUUGAUGACAGAUAUCGAAGUAAAAGACAGGUUGGUAAACUAGAACGAUUUGGUUAUGGAUAUCUUAUUUCUCAACUGUCUAAUACGGCUGCAGUUGCUGCUGCCCUGAAAGAAUGUGGUUUUAUCCAAUGUUUGGUAGAAGAGUUGUGGGCAGAACUUGAACAUGUACCAGAUGAUCUAACAUCAGUAUUUCCGCGUCGAUUUCCGUCGGAACCAAUUAGCCGUUAUGCACAAAAGGUAUCGGAUAUUAUUUAG